Molecule: messenger RNA, 2476 nt
Organism: Bolinopsis microptera
Lineage: Eukaryota; Metazoa; Ctenophora; Tentaculata; Lobata; Bolinopsidae
Exons: 17
Coding region: 67-2328 (753 amino acids)
Source: RefSeq, a predicted model, not a curated record
UAAACCAUGUAUUUGACGUGUCUCUAGUGGUUUUUCGCUUUGUCGUCUAUUGAUAUUUUGCUAGCAAUGACGGGAGUCUCGGUGUUUCUAGCUUUUCUUUUCCUUGCAUUGUCGUUUGCUGAUGGAGCAGACAAAUCUCAAUGUCCUGCUUCCCAUCCCAACGUUUACUACAACGGACAUUACUGUUGUGACUCGAACAAGGAGCAGUUCAGCUAUCUACAGGGUAACAAAUGUGACGGCAGUGUGAUUCAGAGAGACAGUUUGUGCUGUGCGGGAGUGUCCGUACAAUGUCCUAGUGGAACUUGUUCUCAAGCAAGCGUACUGACGUUAGGUAUGCACUACUCAUCUGCAGAAAGAGGGGACAGAACCCUCUCAAUCAGUGGUCCUGUGGAGGAUCUAACACAGAGAAACUUCAACAACAUAGCGUCCCGGUAUAAAAUAGAUGGUAACGGAAAAUGGGAGUUCUAUGACGGACCAAACUUUGGGGGCCGUCUUUUGUUUACAGCUACUGGACCUGUUGAAUGGACUCGUAUUGAGAAUGUGGCAUAUGCUGCUAAGCACAAUGAUGCUGUCUCAUCUGUGAGACCAGUCAGCGGUUCUACUCCCACCAAGAAAACAUGUAAACGAGUAAGUCGUGGUUGUUGGUGGGCGGGUGCAAUAUCUGGCGGAGUAAGAUUCAACUCUGACAACCCGAUCGAGGAAUGCCAGAAAUAUGCAGUACAAAAGGAGUACUCCUUCUUUGCUGUCCAGUCCUACACACAAUGCGUCACGUCUGGAGAUGCCGGAAACACGUACAAGAGAUACGGACAGUCAAACAACUGUUAUAGCGGGUACGGAAGGGGAGGACCCUCCGCUUAUACCGUUUAUCAGAUUGUUUGUGAAGAUCCUCCUAGUGGCGGUGAUACGGGACCGGACGGUUUCUGCAAGCUACCACCACGUGUGACACGCCGUGCUGUUGCAAUAUGGACACCCGACAUGAUGAAACCAGUCACCAAAUCAUCGUGUCCGCAAGACUACCCGUACUCCAUGUACGGGGGGAGCUGGUGCUGUUACAUCAACAAUUGGGUCCAAUAUAAACAGGAGUACGCUAACUCGAAUUAUUACAACUGCGAUGCGAACAUUUGCUGUAGUAAAAGUGGACAUGACUUGAUAAGAUGUCCUCAUGACAGUGGUUACGGGUGUCUAAAUUCUGCAAGCUUCUGGCAACUGCCAACCAACUAUAAUUCCCUUUACGGCGAUACUAAGAAUAUAGGAACUUCUAACCACGAUUUGUACGGGUAUGAUAACGUUAAUGGCAUUGAUCUUCUGAAAGAGGGAGACUACGUUGUGUUGAACUGUGAUAACGAGUAUAAAGCAUUCGGCUGUGAUGAUCCUGAUGAGGACUGGUCCAAGGAUUGCAGUGAUCAGACGGAGGACCUGAAAACUAACGAAGUCAACUUCUUCGUCCCCCAUCACAAGAGUUUGGAGAAUGCAAGAGCUUAUUGUCAAAGUCAAGGGGGAAAUCUUGCAACCAUCAGAUCAGAGGUGGAUAACCUGCUAGCUGUUAAAGUUAUGCUCAUGAGAGGAGCCAGCCAACAAUGUGCUUUUAUAGGAUUUACUGAUGAGGCGAUUAGCGGUAUUUGGAAGUGGAUGAACGGUAAAGAUGUGACCUACACUAACUGGGCUUAUCACAAAACAAGCAAGGGUUGGGACCAGCCUAAUGAUGGUUUUGGGUACGGUGAAGAGGACUACACUGUGAUGUGCCGAUACCCCGACAGCAAUCAGAACCUCAAAAACGAGUUUAAGUGGUUUGACGUCGGGCCUCCUCGGAAUUAUUUCCAAAACGACAAGGUCAAUUUCGAGUUGGCGUACUCUUUCUGUACAGUUUCUGCUAAUUUUAAGGGAACGGAGAAGGGAUGUCCACGGCCACUAAGACCUUGUGGAGGAGUAUACGUUAAAAGAUCCAACACAAAGAUCAUUGCACAUGGGAAAUAUCACAACAUAGAGUGCUAUACAGGAUACAGGAUGAUAGGAGAAGGAAAGAUUAGUUGCCACAAUGGAGUUGCAUCCCGUAUACCACAGUGCAUCCAGGUGAAUAUACAGUACGGGACGGGCCUUCAGCUAGAAGAAGGAGAUGAUGACGUUCCCAGAACAUUCUCAUUCGAUGACUACGACGCAGCGGCAGACAUGAGGGUCAGAAAGACGAAGGAUUGUUUUGGUGAUAGUGAUAAAGAUGAACCAAUUACCGAUAUCGUUAUGUAUUACACCACUACUGAAGAUGGUGUAGGUGAUUCUGGUGGUUCUGAUGAUGAGGGUGAUUCCAUUCCGAGAGGCUUUUUUGAUGACUAAAUAAUUACUUUUAAAGAAAUUUGGCAUGGUGGUGACUCUAAAUGUACAUAAUAUUAUUCUCAUUUAAUGAGAUAUAAAGAUAUAAUUAUACAUUACCGCAACAAUUAUGUUCAAUUUCUUCCGUUUGAUUGUAUUUAAGUAUUUAAUU